Octopus sinensis (East Asian common octopus) is the source of this 4194-nucleotide messenger RNA. RefSeq names its product clathrin heavy chain 1-like. The coding region runs from base 52 to 4194 and encodes 1380 amino acids. The transcript has 15 exons. Gene Ontology annotation, biological process: receptor-mediated endocytosis; intracellular protein transport. The record is from RefSeq and is a predicted model, not a curated record. Gene Ontology annotation, molecular function: clathrin light chain binding; structural molecule activity. Gene Ontology annotation, cellular component: clathrin coat of coated pit; clathrin coat of trans-Golgi network vesicle; clathrin complex. Lineage: Eukaryota; Metazoa; Mollusca; Cephalopoda; Octopoda; Octopodidae.
UGAAUUUCGUUAUAAUUUUAAGAAAUAAAAUACGUAUUACGUAUUGUUGUGAUGCAAUCUGUAUCUCCGGUCAACUGCAAUGAACUUCUUCAGUUAACUAAUCUUGGGAUAUCACAAGGGAACAUAUCUUUCUCCUCCAUCACAAUGGAGUCGGAAAAAUAUAUCUGCGUCAGGGAAAAGGCUGGAGACGGAGCCCAAAUUGUGAUAGUCGAUGUCAACAACCCAACAAACGUUAUUAGAAAAUCAAUAUCGGCUACGUCAGCCAUUAUGAACCCUUUGAAACAAAUUCUCGGUCUUAAAGCAGGUCGAACGCUUCAAUUAUUUAACCUUGAACAAAAAAUUCGAAUGAAAGUACACGAAUUGAGCGAAGAAUCUGGAUUUUGGAAGUGGCUUUCUCCCGAAGUAGUUGGGAUUGUGACUCAGUCUUCAACUUACGGAUGGUCAAUCACAGGAAUAUCUGGACAACCCGGGGCAAAAGUGGCUGGAACUCUCCAACUUUAUUCGGUGGAUAAAAAGGUUUCUCAAAUCUUGGAAGGUCAUGUUGCCACAUUUUUUCGCUUUCAAUUGUCUACUGCGUCUAAACCGUCUCUUUUCUUUUCCUUUGCAACAAGAAAUCAAACUGGAGGGAAAGCUGACGAGCGUUUGGGUUUAAUAUUUUUCCUUACAAAAUAUGGAUGCUUGUACAUCCAGGAAGUUGAGUCUGCUCAAACAAUAUUUCAAAACAGAAUAUCCCAGCAACCCAUAUUUUUAACAUGUCCUCAAUCUUCAACCAAUGGAUUUUUGGGAAUAAGUCGAUCAGGACAAGUGUUAAGUAUAAGCGUGAAUGAUGCAGGGAUUAUCCAACAUGUCAAAACUGCGAUCAACAAUCCAGAUGUUGCUAUUUCUUUGUCAUCGCGGAUGAAUCAACCAGGGAUGGCAGAUGACUUGUUUGUGUAUAAAUUCAACCAACUUUUUGCUGAGGGAAAGUAUUCUGAGGCAGUCAUUGUAGCUGCAAAAGCUCCAGGGCAAAUUUUGAGGAAUGCACAAACAAUUCAAAGAUUCCAGCAUAUCCAACCAAUGCAAAAUCAGCCUUCCCCUUUGUUGAAAUACUUUACAUAUUUGUUGGAUACAGAUAAACUAAAUAAACAUGAGUCGGUUGAGUUGUGCAAGGUCGUCUUUCAGCAGAAUAGGAAGAGUUUGGUUGAAAAGUGGCUCAAGGAAGAUAAACUGGAAUGUAGUGAGGAGUUGGGUGAUUUGGUUCGCUCAUACGACUCAAAGAUUGCUCUUUCGGUGUAUCUUCGUGCUAAUGUGCCAAAUAAAGUUAUUGAAUUAUUUGCCGAGAAUGGUCAACAUCAGAACAUACUCCCAUAUGCCCAAAAAGUGGGAUACAGUGCAGAUUAUACGGCUAUUGUUCGAAAUUUGUUCAAAUCAAAUCCAGAACAAGCCACUCAGUUCGCUCUUAAUCUAUUACAAGGUGAAGAAAAGUUGGCUGAUUUGAAUAAUCUUGUACAAGUAUUUAUGGAAAGUCAAAAUUUGCCUCAGAUUACUCGAUUUCUAUUGGAAGCUCUCAAAAACAAUCUCCCAGAGGAAGCACAGUUUCAGAAUCGGCUUCUUGAACUCAAUCUGAUGCACGCUCCGCAGGUGGCAGAUACGAUUUUGGGGAACAAAAUGUUCAGUCACUACGAUAAACAGAAUAUUGCCAGGCUAUGUGAGCGAGCAGGCUUGUUUCAGAGAGCUUUGGAGAACUAUACCGACAUUUAUGACAUUAAAAGGGCACUUAUGAACGUCACGUCAUUUAAUCCUGAUUUUCUUGUCGAGUUUUUUGGAAAUUUAUCAGUUUCGGAUGCCAUGGAUUGUCUCCAGUCAAUGUUGCACAUUAAUCUCCGACAAAACCUUCAAUUGGUCAUUCAAAUAGCGUCUACGUACCACGAGUUGCUUGGAGUGAAUAAUAUUAUCCAUAUGCUUGAGAGCUACAAGACUUCUGAAGGUUUAUUUGUCUGCAAUGAAAAUGCCUUGUUCAAAAUAGAGGCUCGGUAUUUGUUAAGACUUAAAGAUCCAAAUAUUUGGAGAACUGUUCUAUCGGAUAAAAAUGAACACAGGAGAGCAUUAAUAGACCAGAUUGUGCAAACAGCUCUUCCGGAGUCACAGAGUGCAGAAGAUAUUAGUGUGGCAGUUCGAUCCUUUUUGGAAGCUGAUUUGACAAACGAACUAAUCGAGCUUUUGGAAAAGAUUGUGUUAGAGAAUACAAUGUUUAGUGAACACACGAAUCUGCAGAAUUUGUUGAUUUUGACUGCAUUAAGGAGCAGUAAAGCCAAUGUGUCAUCAUACCUGGAAAAAUUGGACAAAUACGACGCACCUGAAAUUGCUAGGAAAAUGAUUGAUAGUGGUCGGUUCGAGGAUGCUUUCAAUAUAUAUAGCAAGUUUGGAGAUAAUAAUAUGGCGAUUAUGGUUGAUAUGAUUAAAGAUUUUGAAAGGGCUUUGGAUUUUGCAGAAAAAAUUAAUGAGCCGACAGUUUGGGCCACGUUGGGUCGGGCACAAUUACGUGAUCCAGAAUUGGUGAAAUUAGGCCUGUCCUCAUACUUAAAAUCUGGAGAGGUAGCCGAUUAUAUGACAGUAAUCGACACUGUUAUAGCAUUGGACAGUUAUUGGGAUGACUUUGUCAAGUUUAUUCUCAUGGUGAGGAAGACUAUUCGCAACAGAACUACCGAUGAUGCACUUAUUUUGGCAUAUGCAAAGUGUGACCGACUUAACGAAUUGGAAGAAUUUAUACAAAUAUCUUCUAACCACGCUGAUAUAAAUAGAGUCUGUUUUGCUUGUAUUGAUAACAAUGAAUUCCGAUUGGCCAAAGUUGCUGCUUUGAAUAUUGUUAUUCAUGCUGACUCACUGCAAGAAGUGAUAUUAUAUUACGAAGAUAAAGGAUACUUUACUGAACUGUUGGACAUGAUGGAAUCCUCAGUUUCACUUGAACGCACUCACAUGGGAAUAUUUACAGAAUUGGCUAUUCUCUUUAUCAAAUACUCUCCAUUAAAGACAAAGGAACACGUGGAGAUGUUUUGGUCUAGAAUGAACGUUCCCAAAGUUUUGAGGGCGGCAGAACAGGCCCAUUUGUGGUACGAACUGAUCUUUUUGUAUGAAAAAUACGAAGAAUAUGAUAAUGCUGCUAGUACAUUUAUUGCACAUCCUUCUGUGGGUUAUCGAGACAUUCAGAUUAAGGAAAUAUUAAUCAAAGUUGUGUUAAUGUACUUAAUGUCUAGUGUGCCAGAAUUGUUGUCAGUUGUUCAAACAAAGCCGAACGCUCAGUAUGAUAAGUUGGAAUUGGCCAAACAACUCCAGGCUCAUGAUCUGAAACAAUUCAGAAAUAUAUCCUCAUAUUUGAUGAGACAGUCUAAUAGAUUUGUUGACUCUGUCGAGAUAUGCAAACGAGAUGAAUUGUACGCUCAAGCAAUUGUGCAUGUCUCGGAAUCUAAUGAUCCUGAACUUGCAUAUUCGCUUGUGCGAUUUUUCCUCGACAAAAAUUUGUUUUCAUACUUUUCUGCCAUUCUUUACCAUUGCUAUUCCUUAUUUUCUGCAGACCGUGUUUUGGAAUAUGCUUGGAGAUUCAAUGUGAAAAAAUUGGAAGAGAAGGAUACUGUUCGGACCGAGAAGGAAGAUGCCAAGUCUGGUGAAUUUGUACCUAUGAUUGGUAGAGUACAUGUGUACGAGUUUAUAGAUAAAUGUCGAAUUAUGUUAUUUCCAAAUGUUAGAAGAUAUGUUAGAAGACCAGAAAAAUGUAGAAAUGAGAAAAAAUAUUCAUCAGAAACUGUAAAGUUUUCUCCGAAUAUCUUGAACUCCAAGGUAUCUGUAACCAUCCAUCCCAUCAAGCAAUUUAGCUUCCGACCGAAGCUCAGCCUGAACAUAAUGAACUAUGUCGAAUAUAAUAAGUAUCCUAAUGAUUUCAAUGAAAAUCAAAAGCGUACGUUACGCCAAAAGUGUCAGAAUUUAAAACUUAUAAAUGGAGAAUUAAUUCUUGCACUUAAUGGAAACUUCCGUACUGCUGUCUGUUUCUUUCAAGAAUCUAAAAUUAAUUCAAUUUUAACUAAAGAACAUUUUAUCGGACAUCCUGGAGUUUCCAAGAUGUGCCAUUUAACUUCCCAAAAGUAUAUUGGUAUAAAUCAAAAAGUUAUUCGCCAUUUUAUAUCAACUUGUGAUUCUUGCAACCAUUUCAACAGUUUAUAG